AUGAACCUCCUUGACCUCCUCGACUAUCUGUACCGCGGCGCCUACGUCGAAUGGACGACCCUCAUUCACCACCUCAGCAACGCCGACAUUAAAUCCUUGCGUCUGAUCCACCGCGCCGCAUCCCCGGAUCUCUUUAACUUCCUCUUCACCCGCAUUUAUGUCUCUGCGCACACUGCCGACCUCGGCGUCUUCCGCCGCAUCGCCUGCCAUCCUACGGCGCGCCACCACGUCCAAGAGCUAAUGUGGGACGAUUGCACCUUCGAUAGCUGGAUCGGCGGCCAGCAGACCUACACGGACCGCCUGCUCGCCACCACCACCGUGCCCCGCCACGUGCUGAAGCACGAGCAGGACGCUAUCGACGAGGCCUACCGCUUCUGGGCCGCCGAGGCCACCUCCUUCGCCGAGAAUCGAAUCGAGGGCGUGGAUCAGCAGGUGUUCAACGACCACGUGCUCAGCUUCCCAAACCUCCGCAGCGUCGUCGUGCUAAGUCGGUCGCGCCUCACCUACGUCGACCCCGAAGCCUACUGGCGGCUGUGGCAGACGCCGCGAACGCGGAUCUGGAGCUCGAAACCUUUUGCGCGGUACCUGUUGCAGCCGGAGUCGUUCAAGCCCAGCACGGGCACGACGGGGAGCCAGUCGGAAGGUAUACGGCCGAUGCGCAUCAUCCGGGCCAAGGCGAGGAAUGAUUCGAGCUUCAGGGUCGGGCACUUAAGCAUCAAUUCUAUCGGUGGGGGACAGAGUCGCGCGUCGGGCAGCGCCAUGAUCAAUGCCAAUCGCUUCGACAGGAAAUUUCACAUUGAUCUGCAGCAAUUGACGUCUACAUGUCCGGAGACGAGUCGGGGCAAGAUAGCCUUGCAGCUCUUCCUCGAGACUCAAACCGAGGACAUGUUUCGCUCAGCCGGAGUGUUGGAGGACAAUCUCGAUCUAUUGAUGAUGGACACAGCCUCCUCAUUGGAAAGCAUCACAGUCGCCAACAUCUGCCUCGACUGGUUUCUGGACUAUAGCACGAUUGUAAACACCCAAUUUCCCUAUCUCCGCACGCUGAAACGUGUCGCAAUCGAGGGAGGCUCUUCUGACGACCCGCUUCAAUUACUGUACUUCCUGGCUCGUCACACCAACGUGCGCGAGGUCGUCUUCGAUCAAGUCCACCUGGAAACCAUGUCCUGGAUCGACGUCCUACAACAGUUAAAGCAGGAACGCAUAGCUUUCGACGUUUUCGAGCUCAAGAUAAGCCGGGCCAAGACGCAGAUGCUCCCGCAACCGGUGGAGACCUGGACACGCCCACGCACAGGGUUUAGCGACCAGAUCGUCUCUUGGCUCAAAGGCGAAAGCGAGGACUUUCCCUUGCUGUAUGAAUGA
Molecule: messenger RNA, 1359 nt
Organism: Cyphellophora europaea CBS 101466
Lineage: Eukaryota; Fungi; Ascomycota; Eurotiomycetes; Chaetothyriales; Cyphellophoraceae
Exons: 1
Coding region: 1-1359 (452 amino acids)
Source: RefSeq, a predicted model, not a curated record